This is a messenger RNA of Musca domestica (house fly), 1143 nucleotides long. RefSeq lists its product as uncharacterized. The record is from RefSeq and is a predicted model, not a curated record. NCBI's taxonomy places the organism in Eukaryota, Metazoa, Arthropoda, Insecta, Diptera, Muscidae. Bases 386 to 1003 code for a protein of 205 amino acids. The transcript has 3 exons.
AUCGUUCUUAAAGCAAAUAAGAAAAAAACUGAUUUUCCAAUAUUAAAAAGUCAUAUAGAGGACAAUUUCUUCAAAACCGUAGUAACUCAUAAUGGGAAAUAUUCUAUAAACCAGCCAAAUAAUUUAGUUGAGUUUGAUAGUUUCGUGUACAUAAUUAGAAAAAUUAAAAAAAACAGUAAUGGAAUUACAUUAAUUUGCAACAAGAUAAAUAAUCUUGAUAAUUUAUUUAAUUUAGAUCAAUCGUUGGGAAAAGCGUUAGGAAUUUUUAAGACAGAAAACGAAACUUUUUGCGAAAACAACAUUGAGAUUCUUAUUUCAGAUGUCACUCGAAAAUAUAUUAAAUUUUCUUUGGAUUUUCUGACAAUUUUUUUACCUCUUUUACAGAAUGGAAGCUUCUAAUACUAACAAUUUUGAGUUACUAUCAUUGAUAAUUAAACAAAAUGAGACGAUUCUCGAACAAAAUGCUAAACUAAAUUUAUUAUUAGAAAAAAAUAAGAAUGAAAUGGAAGAUAAAUUGCGAGUCCUUGAAGAACAAAAUAAAAAACAAAACGAUGAGAAUUCGAAAAUCUUUUCUUAUUUUACAACCGAAUUUAUUGUAUUAAAACGAAGCAUUGAUAGGAUUCUGAAGGAGGUUGAAAUCAAAAAUAAUAUAUAUUCGCUGGAAACGCUUCGGUCCACCCAAGAAGUUUUACAAUUCGAUGAAAAAUUGAAGGAAGAUUUGGACCUUCAGAACCUUAUGCUACGCCGUUUAAAAAAUCAACCCCAUGACAACAUAAAGACUUUUAUAUUUGAAAAUUUGAAACUUAUUUUCCAAACAGACGAGGUCAUUACAACGUUUUCGUGGCACAAUAUGUACCAAAACACGGCUGUAAAGGACAUGUAUUUUAUAAGGCUCCUUAAAGAUGCAGCAUUGGAACAUAUUCCGGGAACUAUGGGAAGUACCAUAGAAACCCAAAUAAAGCAUUUUUUAAUUCGGCUAAAGAUAGACUUAACAAACGGCUGAAAAAUAAACGAAAAGUAUGCAAUUAAAUUAUUUUAAAAUAAAGUUUUAGACCUUAGUUAUAUUUAUUCAAAUUGAAUUGUAACUUUUUAUGUUUUUUUUUUAUUAUAUUUUAAUUUCUUUAUCCAUUAAAUUUCACAAAA